Plectropomus leopardus (leopard coralgrouper) is the source of this 2756-nucleotide messenger RNA. RefSeq names its product t-complex 11, testis-specific-like 2 (gene tcp11l2). NCBI's taxonomy places the organism in Eukaryota, Metazoa, Chordata, Actinopteri, Perciformes, Serranidae. The record is from RefSeq and is a predicted model, not a curated record. Gene Ontology annotation, biological process: signal transduction.
UUAAACAGAUACACGAGCGUUUCCGUACGACGACGAAUCCUCCCUUAAGAGUUGAGCUAUUUUGGGAAUCAGUCUCCCAUCCGGAGACUUGAAUGAGCUGUAACCCAAGAUGCCUCUAAACGAUGAGCGACCCGCCUCCACAUCCAGCGGCGAGGACCAGGGCAGUGAUGUGGAGUCGUCGUCGGAGCGCUGUGACAGCAUGACGUCGACCAGCGACCUGGACUGUUCCCGCGAAAGCUUCACCAGCGACUGCUCCAGCAAACACUGUACACCCUCCUCAAGUCCACCCAAAACCUUAACCCUGGAUGAAGUCAUGGAGUCUGCCAGGGACAUGUCCAAUCUCAGCAUCGCCCAUGAGAUCAUUGUGAACCGCAACUUCCAUCUGGAGCCAGACACCCUACCCCAGGGCAGUUUAUGGAAGGCAGUUAGAGAUAAUCUCCACAAGGCCUUUUGGGACAUCCUGGAGUCUGAGCUCAACGACGACCCGCCUGAGUAUGGGCAAGCCAUCAGAUUACUGGAGGACAUCAGAGAGACUUUACUGUCAUUCCUUAAUCCGGGUGCCAAUCGGAUGCGGACCCAGAUCAUGGAAGUGCUGGACAUGGACCUGAUCCGUCAGCAGGCUGACAACGAUGCUGUUGACAUCCAGGGGCUUGCCUCGUACAUUAUCACCACCAUGGGCAAGAUUUGUGCCCCAGUUAGGGAUGAAGAGAUCAAGAAGCUCCGUGGAAGCUCAGAAAACAUCGUGACACUAUUCAGGGAGAUCUUCCGUGUGCUGGACCUGAUGAAGGUGGACAUAGUCAACUUCACAAUCGAUAAUCUGAGGCCUGUGCUGCAGAGGCAGAGUGUUGAAUAUGAGAGGGCAAAGUUUCAGAGCAUCCUUGACAAAACACCCAAUGCUCUGAAACACACCACCUCGUGGAUCAAGUCAACACUGGAGGAGCUGUCGGCCAUCACCCCCAAAGACAAUCCAGGGAAAGGAGAGCAACUGGUGCCUGGGCCCUUUCAGGUCAUCAACGCUGCAAACCUUCGCAUCCUUACGUGGGACUACGAUAAGAGCCAACUGCCUGAGACGUGGAUGACUGAUGAGACCCGUCUGCAAGAGAUUCAGUGGCAGCUCCAGCGGUGUCAGGCGGUGAACGAGGUGCUGCUCAUUAUCUACAACACGGUUGGAGGGCCCAUCCAGGGUCUGCCCUCGCUGUCUGACCGCCUGAAGAGGAUGAUCAGUGUGCUGCUGGACGGGAUGCACAGGCCGGACUUUAACCUAGAAGAGGCACUAGAGGGCGUCAGUGCUCAGAUCUGCUGUGAGCUCAACAAGUCUUUAACAGAGAGAAACUACCCCACGCUGACCCCGGCGCUGCAGGCCACACUCACAGGCCAAAUCUGCAAUAUCACUCAGGAGGACAAUCCCAUCCGCACUCUCGUUGAGGAUCGCGUGCAGCAGUACUUCAUGGCCCUCAUGUGUGAUCCUAAACCCCAGGUCAAACUUGAACAAGUACCAGCUGGCUUGACUGCUAUCAAGCCCGAACUUGCACUGAUAGGAGCAAAGUUCGUCUCCCUUGUUAACUACAACAAGGUUGUCUAUGGACCUUUCUACGCGGAUAUCAUCAGGAAGCUGAUGUUCAGCAGCAGCCCACCAGCAGCGAGUCCUCCUCAGGACACUGCUCAGGACUCUGUCACCUCCAAAUAAACAAAAUUUUGACCCGUGCAGUCUUCUUCUUGCUAGUAGACACAGAAAAAGCAAAGGAGGUCCUACAGUAGCUAGGCAGUGCAUCUGCUCCGCUCAAGCCAGUGUACUCCAGUAGUUGGAGUUACCUUCAUUAUAUUGUAAAUGUAGUUUUUAUCACUACAUUUAGCAGUGAAGGCGCUGCAGUGUAGGUGCCAUGCAGUAGACAUUAAAUGUAACCUGCAUCCUUUGUGAUUAAACAUGCUCUCCUUUUAAUAAUUACAGCUUCAAACAGAGAAACCAGUAUUACAGCGAUCCAUGUCUGAACCUAAUAGUGAUUCCUACAUUUUGGAUUUGUCUCCAGUCAUGUUAUACGUACAGAGGGAUGGAGGAAGUCCACAGGGAGGAAAAGGGCAAAACCUUAGUGUGUCUAAGGCAUAAAGCUUUAUGAAGAAAAGAGGAAGAAGCUUAUAUAUUUAGAAUUGUAGCAGAGUAGCAUCCUUAUGUAUAACUACAUAGUUAACUAUGACCACCUUUUAACAUAUUAAUGCAAAUCCUGAGAGCCCUUUUCCUAUGGAAUAAGUCUUUUUCAUUGUUCUCCCUUUAACUUCUUUAUCAGCCAGAGAACUUAACUUUGUGUAUUUUUUUAAUCUACUACUAUACAGCAAAAAAAAGGCACAAAAAAAGGAAAUGCUUUGGAUAUUGACUUUGCAAAAAAAGAAGAAGAAAUAACUGUUGUCUGCAUGAGUAGCUUUGUGUUGGGGUUAAAACAUUUUAGUUUUGUUGUCACAUGUUGUUUGUUCUAUACUUUUACUCACACUCUGCCAGUGAAAUACUUGUUAUAUUGAUUUAGUUGCUCUGUUUGUUACAUUUUUGAGGUACUGUUGUUGUUACAGUAUUGCUGCGUUGGGUGUGGGGAAAUGAAAGGUGCUGAACUCAAAAGAGAUUUUGUGUCCAAAGUUUCCAAUGGACCCAACGAUGCACAAAGAAAAAGCAGUUGUGCACUUUUACAAAGGUUUACAUGAAAAUGUGGGAAGUUGUUGUUCUUUUCUUCUGUACCACAGUUAAUAUAAUAAAACUUGAGAAAAACUGA